CCCCUCUCACUCCACAGUCACUGCCACAGUCAGCGGUUUCCACUGGCAGUGCUCGCGAUGUACCGAGUAUGUUGUGUUCUCCUACUUGUGAUCCUCGGGGGGUGCACUGCUCUCUCCCGCCAAAAGCGGAUCGUAGGGGGUGAGCCGGCCAGCCCCCCGCCCCCUGGCGCUUCAGAAAAUGAGGAUGUCGUCAUUAACCCCGCGCUAGUCUCAGUGCAGCCAACUACCACUGUUCGGACCACAACCACUACAGCUCGUCGCCCUGUCAGAGGAGAUGAGGAUGACGGACCCAUUGUCUUCCUGCGAAGAGGACGCAGAGAGGCCAGGGUCAAGGGCAGGAAGGAUCCCGAAGGAGUCUACGCUUUUAAAGGGAUCAGAUAUGCUGAAGCUCCCACUGGAGCCCUUCGAUUCCAGCGACCAAGAAGAACCAAGAUGGAGGGCGAUGUGGAUGCAACAUCAUCAGGUCCUCCUUGUCCUCAGAGCAUUGGACAACAACUAGUAGGCUCUGAGGACUGUCUGUUCCUCAAUGUCUUCUCUCCUGAGCUUCCAAAAGAUUCAUCCAGCAAUAAGUAUCCAGUGAUCCUCUGGAUCCAUGGCGGAGGAUUCCGGAAGGGUUCUGGAUCUCAGUAUGGCGUCUCGGAUCUGGUCAAGAAAGGUCUUGUAGUCGUCACUGUACAGUAUCGGCUUGGAUCUCUUGGGUUUUUAAGCACAAAUCGAAAGGAGUUGCCUGGAAACGCCGGAUUGUUUGAUCUCAUAGCUUCCCUACGCUGGGUGCGUCAAUACAUCCAGUUCUUCGGGGGAGACCCUGGUCGUGUCAUCCCAUCAGGUCAAGGCAGUGGAGCUAGUGCUGCUAUGAUGCUCACCUUUGUCCGCUUCUCCAGAAAUUGGAUAAAGGGAGUGUUUGCCAUGAGCGGGUCAGCCAUCUCGUCAUUUGCAGUGGACAAGGAACCCGCCCAAACUGCCAAGGAGGUGUCGGCCAUCGAUGACUGCCACUCUGUUCGAGAGCCACUAGCCUUUGUACGCUGCAUGCAGAAACUGCCGUUGGACACAAUCAUUCGGGGUGAUGACAAACUUCAGAUUGAGAGGAUGAACAAAGACAACGCAGCACAGUCCUACAUCACCAGUAUCUCCAAGCUGCUAAGCCCCGGACCUGCAGUGGAGGGGGAGGACGAUAUGAGAUUUCUGCCCAACUUCUUGACAGGAUUCCCGGCAGACACCCUCCAGAGGGGUAACUUUGCCAGAGUUCCUAUGCUCACUGGAGUUACCAAGGAUGAAACAAGCACAAGCGCCAAGGGUGGUGGAGUAGCUUCUAAACUGUUGGGUCAGGUGGAAGCUACUGAAGAACUGCUUCAAAACAUGAUUCCUCAACUCCUACCAAUAAAUACAGGUAUACUCGGAAACAACACCUUGAGCCCUCUAUUAAACAAUCUGUUCUCUAACACCGACUAUUUGAAGGGCAUCACCUCCAGUCUGAGUGGUGUAACGGAUACUUUAGACAAGAUAAUUGAGAUGACAACGGAUGCUCUCUUCAACCUGCCGGCAUUCCUCACUUCACAGUACUGGUCGAAACAGACCAACGCCUACCUGUACCGCUUUGAACAUGACUCCCAAAACUCAGCGGCCAAAUACUUCUUGAAAGAAAACCCUCUGACAGAUGAGGCUGGAGACAGUCAUGUUCAAGGUGUAGGCCACGGUGAUGAUCUGUUGUACCUGUUUGAUGCUCUGUCUCUGGAGGGAGAGACAUUAGAAUCGACUGGCCUCAGUGACCCAGUGGACAGGCAGGUGCGCGAUCACUUCACAGACUUGGUCGCCGAGUUUGCCAGAUCUGGUGUACCUAGGAUUGGUAAUCAAGGAGUGAAGCCGUUCACAGCUGAAGGUGGUGACUACAUUGUGGUGAACUCUACCCCAACAGUCGCCCAAGGGUUCCGGCGGUGUCAGAUGGGGUUGUGGGCAGGACUGACCAAUGUCCUCAAGUCCUCAGAGUGUAGCUUCCUGCAGCUGGGUGCUCUGGUGGGAUCGCUGGAGGGGCUGACCCAGGGAUUGACCAACACAUUGACACAGCCCACCGCCACGCUAACCAAUGCAACAAGCGGGCUGACAAAUGCAACGAUGGGUCUCACCGGCGGACUGGGAGGAUUGCUCGGUGGUGGUGGGCGAGGCACUCAAAGACCUCUCCUCGGUCUCGGCUAGACUACAACUUUCAUAAUGCCAUGAGAUUAUGUAACAACGCAACUAAUAUUUAUUAUAAUUAAAUGAAAUUACUUUUAUUACACCAAA
Messenger RNA from Homalodisca vitripennis (glassy-winged sharpshooter), 2277 nucleotides. RefSeq names its product pyrethroid hydrolase Ces2a. The transcript has 12 exons. The record is from RefSeq and is a predicted model, not a curated record. The coding region runs from base 58 to 2190 and encodes 710 amino acids. Lineage: Eukaryota; Metazoa; Arthropoda; Insecta; Hemiptera; Cicadellidae.